GUUAUCGCGCCGCAAUUUCCCAUGGCAUUUGCCGUCAGCACUUGAACCACGUCUUCCACACCAGGGGCUCUCCGAUGACGACUGGACCUUUGAGCUGGGGCGCACCAUCCAGGGACCGUCUCCGAGCCAUCGCGUUUGCAGCACCGUGAUCCCGAGGCUCCCAAAAUUGCCGAAUCGUUCAAUCUUCGACUUUCGCCGUCCUCGUGACGCCCUCCGGACCUUGCACGAGCACACGACCCGGCGCCCCCGUCCGCUCGCCCGCCGUCCGCUCGCCCGCCAUCAUGAACGCCAUUCAGCAAAAAUGCCGCCCCAAGCACCAGGUGCUCGUCCUGAAGUGUUACCCGCGGACCACUAAGGGUGCUGUUGACGUCAAACCCAAUUCGAGCGAGCUCAGCUACCUCUUGUUCUACGCGCAGUCGCGCCGGUCCAAGAUCCAGAAAGUCGGCAGCUUCCUCGGCAAGAAGACGGCCAGCGAUGUUUAUCGCCAACGGAUCGGAAACGUCCAGGUCACGCUGCAGAUCCUGACGGCACUGAUCGAAAAGACGCCCAAAGACCUCCUUCUGUUUGCCUCAUGCGUCCUGCAAAUCCUCGAGCAGAUCCUCAAGUCCCGCGACAUCACCAUGGUGGAAUCGUCCAUCCCCACCUUCGAGGCCUUCUGCUCCCACCAUGACCCGACCUCGCUCGUGGCCGACCAGGCCUACCAACGCCAGUACCUAGACGUCGUCCAGCAGUAUGCCUCCCUCGCCUCGACGCGCGCCUUCCCCGGAAGGCUGGAACCCAGCAAGCCGAUAGCCCUUCGGUGGAGGAACACGGGGCUCAAGGCCAUCAAGAGCAUUGCCUCGUCCGACGCCCUCUCCUCUGCCAUGACGCAGCAGUACGACCUGACCGUCCCCGUGAUCCUCGAGAACCUGUGGACCGACAACGAGGACUUCCUCGACGUCCUGCACCAGCGAGCCGAGAUGGGAGAGAAGCUGGGCGGGACGACGCUGCUGAGGAGGCGCACGAGCGUCGCCACGGUGCAGACGGCCGAGAGCGAGUCCGACGCGAACCCGAUCGCGCUCGCCGACACCGCCGUCGACAUGGACAAGCUGGCCGAGGAGAACACGGGCGUGCUGGCGAUGGAGUGCUUGAGGCAGAUCUUCGUCGCCACCAACCGGUCCCAGGUCCAUGCCGCCACCGUUGCCCUGCUCAAGUUCAUACAGGAGCGCGUGACCCAGCAGGAGGACGUCGUCAAGACGGAUUCGGACGGGAGAGACAGCGGCUGGGCCAUCAAGAUGUUCCUCCUGGUCGCCCGAUGGGCUCCCGUGGCCGACCGCUUCACCAUCCUCAUCACCGCCAUGGACGCGCUCACCCAGCACCCCCUCACCGACGACACCCUGCGCCAGCACGUCGUCCUGACGGCCAUGAUCGGCGCCCUUCUGCGAUCGGAUAUCAACCUGAUCGGCCUCAGCGUGAUGGACGUCCUCCUCCAGCUCGUCGGCCACAUCAGGAAGCUCGUGCAGAUGCCGGGAGACCCGGACAGUCUGCGGACCGAGCCGCACGUUCCGGGCGAGCCCGAUCCCCGCUAUCUGGCCGGGCUGCAGCUCAGCGGCACGGCGGAGCAGGCCGCAGCCCAGCGCAAGAAUCUCCUGUUCCGGCUGCAGGAGUGCAUCGGGGACCUGGCAACCCAUGUUUACUACGCCGACCAGAUCUUCGACAUGAUCUCCCUCCUCCUGCAGAAGCUGAGGCCGUCCAGGUCCAGCAGCUCCUCCGGCUCGCCCCCCGGCGACAAGACGGACACGCCCCAGUCGUCCGUCAACGCCCUCGCGGACGAGCAUCACCACGACGACUCUCUCUUCGGCCUUACCGUGGCCAAGAUUGCCGCGCUGAGGGCCAUCAAAUCGGUUCUCCUGGUAGCCAAUCCGCGGACCAAGAUGAGCGGGAACGUCGGCUUGUCGAGGAGCCGCGUUCCUAUCCGGGUCUGGGACGGCACGCAUUGGCUGCUGCGGGACCCCGACGGCCUCGUGCGCAAGGCCUAUGCCGACGCCGUCGUCACAUGGCUGGACCGCGAGACGACCUCAGCCGACUCGAGGGCCAGGGACGAGACGGCCCGGCCGAUGCCCAAGCACCGCGAGCCGGGCGCCUCCCUUGCGAAGCGGGCCGUGUCGAGCGCCUCGGCCCGCGAGAAGCCCGCCAAGGCGACCCGAUCGCACUUCCUGCAGCUUCUCCACCUGUCCAUCUACGACAACGCGAUCCAGUAUAUCGACUACGAGAACGACAUGCUGCUCCUCCACGUCUUGCUGGCCAAGCUCGUCGACAAGCUCGGCAUCAACGCCGUCGGCUAUGGUCUCCCCAUGAUCUUCCGGCUCCAGGAGGACAUCCAGGACGCCGAAACGCCCAUCCACAAAGUCCGGCUGGGCAGUCUCGUGCAUGGGUACUUUUGGAUCCUGACCGAGAAGUUCGACUUUGAGGGCUCCGUCAUCGGCAGGGCGAUUCAUAACGAGAUUGUCCGGCGCCGCAGCAAGAACUUCUGGGUCGAGGGCAUCAGCAUGCCGCCGCCUCUCAUCGACCUGAUGGGGACGCCGGGCACGGUCGGGCGUCAACCGAGGCUGCCUACGGAGGAGAUCGAAUCGGAAGCGCUGCUCCCCUUCGACGAGCGGCUGGGCCUGGUGGAGUGCCUGUGCGCGGCGUAUCAGGAGCAGACCGUUUCUCCGUCGCAGAGUCCGGCCGCUAGUCCCGGCCGGGGCUUCUCGCACCCCGUCAUGGGCUCGGCCGCGACCAACAACAUGCCGAACGUCGAGACGGACCAGGAGAUACCCGCCAGCUUCCGCGAGCAGAUGCUGAGCGAAUGGAGCCGCGAUGCCGUGCUGGCCGCCGUGCAGACGGCCAGCAAAUCCGAAUCCCUCAACGGGUCCCGGUCGGGGACCACGGGCACCAACCGGCUCAACACUCAGAGCGGCGGGCUGGCGCCGAACGGGUACAACGCCCGAGCGGACAGGUCAUCGCCCCAGGGCAGCCGGGCAAACCUGCGCCCGUCCACCUCGCCGGCAGGGGACGCGGCUGGCAAGGCAAGCCUCCGCAGCGGCGGCCACCGCAUACCGGCACCGGCAGGCAACGGCGAGGCCAAGGAACAAGUCGUCGCCUCGGUCGAGCGGCUCAAGCUCGUCCUCUCCGGCCACCUGCAGCCGCCGCCGCCGCCGACGAUGCACGGCGGGCCCAGCUUCCAGCACGACGACUCGAGCAGCGACAGCCUCGUCAGCUACGACAUGACCCCGAGCGAGCUCUCGUUCAACCCAGCCACCCUUCCCGGCAACGGCCACGGCGACGGAAACGACUUCGGGCAGGAGGAGCAGCAGCUUGGCGCAACAGACCGACUAGGCCAACAGCGCCAACAGCGACCCGUUUCCCGCGAACGCAAGACGCAAGAAGUUGGCAGGGAUGACGAUGAAGACGGGAGACUUGGUAACGGGAACUCCGAGAGUGGCGGCGGAGACGACGACGUCCCUCCCGUGCCGCCCCUCCCGACGGGCCUGGUAGGGGUGGAGAGAGUCGGGCGGUCGGCGUCGACCAAGACAGCAGCACAGCAGGACCGCGCGGCCACGCUGCGUCGUCCGUCGACGUCCAGGCGGAGCGUCAAGAGCAGAGGGGGUGGCGGCGGCGGCGGCGAGCACCGCGCGCUGUCGGGUUCCUGGGCAUCGGCCGACGACAGGGCGCCGCCGGUGCCCAGGAUGGACCUGGAUGCGCUGCUGAGGGGCAUCGAUGCGCGCGUUGGGGAGGGAGAGGCGGGAGGGCAAGGGCUGGGAGCGGUCACCAGGCCGCCGUACUAAGGUUUGCUCUGCCCACCCUUCCACGCCCAAACUCGCAGCAGAAGAGCGGUUGUUAGAAGGGUGUAAUUCUCAGCCCGGUUUGGGGGGGAAGAGGGG
Thermothelomyces thermophilus ATCC 42464 is the source of this 3902-nucleotide messenger RNA. RefSeq lists its product as uncharacterized. The coding region runs from base 282 to 3806 and encodes 1174 amino acids. Gene Ontology annotation, cellular component: plasma membrane. The record is from RefSeq and is a predicted model, not a curated record. NCBI's taxonomy places the organism in Eukaryota, Fungi, Ascomycota, Sordariomycetes, Sordariales, Chaetomiaceae. The transcript has 2 exons. Gene Ontology annotation, biological process: protein localization to plasma membrane.